Molecule: messenger RNA, 4776 nt
Organism: Trematomus bernacchii (emerald rockcod)
Lineage: Eukaryota; Metazoa; Chordata; Actinopteri; Perciformes; Nototheniidae
Gene: adam11
Product: ADAM metallopeptidase domain 11
Exons: 26
Coding region: 304-2682 (792 amino acids)
Biological process (GO): proteolysis
Molecular function (GO): metalloendopeptidase activity
Source: RefSeq, a predicted model, not a curated record
AUCAAUCUUAGUAUCAUUUAUCGUUAGACCGAGAGACAGGAGUGUGAUUCCCGCUGUGAGGCUCCGUGACACCGAGACACACCAUGCUGCUGCAGCCGAGCAGAGGAGCCUCGUCCGGGGGCUUUUAACUCGCUACAGGCGGUGAGAGAUGCGGUCGCUGCGUUCAAAGGAACCCCGCUGUUGUGUUUGUCUUCACUGUCAACAACACUGUCAACAUCAGACCUGCUGCAGCUGCGCCCUCGGCUACUAUCAGUUCAUUUAACGGCGCUGCACCGAGGAAAUCCCCGGGACUAUGAGAGCAUCAUGCUCGCUGUGAGCUGCUUGCUGUUCGCUGCAGCGUGUGCACGGUGCGCCGUGACAGGUCUGGGUGGAAGUCUGGAGGGAAGACUGCCGCCUGCAGAAGAGGUUGUUCAGCCCAAGCGGCUCCUGCUUCAGAUCCACUCCCAGGAGGAGCUGCUCCACAGCCGCCUGGACACCCGGGUCAACAACUCCACAGCCGGAGGGCAGCCCAUCCAUCUGGCCCAGAGCAGCUUCUUGGUGAAGGCCUUCGGCACUUCAUUCAUCCUUGACCUGGAACUCAACCACAACCUGCUUUCUACUGACUAUGUGGAGCGUCACUAUGGUGAGGAUGGAAAGCUGUCUGAAAAUAUGGGAGGAGAGCACUGCUACUACCAUGGCCGUGUGCGGGGGCUGCCGGGCUCCUGGGCCGCACUGUCCACCUGCCACGGCCUGCGGGGAAUGUUUUCUAAUGGGAACUUCUCAUACGGGAUUGAACCUGUUGGCAGUGGAGAGGAGCACAGUGACCACAUUGUGUAUCGGAUGCCCGACAUUGACCUCUUCCCACCUCCCUGUCCAGGAUGCUCUGUGAACAGCACUAAGCCCGGGGGGCAGACAGACGGCCACAAAGGCCAAAACGAGGAACUGAAGGAUGGUGACGAUGUGUCUGAAGAGGAGAAGCCUGUCUUUACAGGCGGCCUGCGACGCUCAAAAAGACAAGCGAGGAGAGGCCCGCGCACCGUACAGACCGAGACCAAGUACAUCGAGCUGAUGGUGGUGAACGACCAUGAGCUGUUUGUGCAGCUUCGACGGUCAACCACUCAGACGAAGAACUUUGCCAAAGCGGUGGUGAACAUGGCCGACGCAAUCUACAAGGACCAGCUCAACACUCGCAUCAUUCUGGUGGCCAUGGAAACCUGGUCUUCUGAAAACAGGAUCUCCGUGGGCGACGAUGCCCUGCUCACCCUGCGAGACUUCAUGAAGUACAGGAAGGAGAGCAUCAAGGAGCGCUGCGACGCCGUGCACCUCUUCUCUGGGAGGACGUUCAUGAGCACCCGCAGUGAGGCGGCCUACAUCGGGGGAAUCUGCUCUUUAACUCGAGGUGGAGGCAUCAAUGAGUAUGGCGGCGUUGGCCCCAUGGCCAUCACACUGAGUCAGAGUCUGGGCCAGAACAUCGGCAUGCUGAGAAACAAGGAGCGACUCGCUGCAGGAGACUGCCGGUGUCCCGACCCGUGGCUUGGCUGCAUUAUGGAGGACACAGGCUACUACCUGCCCAGGAAGUUCUCUCGCUGCAGUAUCGACGAGUACCUGCGUUUCCUCCAGCAGGGAGGAGGCAGCUGUCUCUUCAACAAGCCCAACAAGUUGUUUGACCCACCAGAGUGUGGGAAUGGAUAUGUGGAGAUGGGAGAGGAGUGUGACUGUGGAUCACUAGUGGAGUGUGCACGGAGUGGCGCCAACUGCUGUAAGAAGUGCACGCUUACCCACAAUGCCAUGUGCAGUAAUGGGCUCUGCUGCAGGGACUGCAGGUACGAGCUGAGAGGGGUGACGUGCCGUGACGCUGUAAACGACUGUGACAUCCAUGAGACCUGCAUGGGAGACACCAGCCAGUGUCCUCAUAACGUCCACAAACUAGAUGGCUACACGUGUGAUGCUGGACAGGGCCGUUGUUAUGGAGGUCGCUGUAAGACCAGAGAUGGACAGUGCAGGAAUCUGUGGGGCUACAACUCAGCGGACAGGUUCUGCUAUGAGAAGCUGAACUCUGAGGGCACAGAGAAAGGAAACUGUGGGCCGGACUCCAGCGGUCAGGGAUGGGUUCAGUGCAACAAGCAAGACGUCCUGUGUGGUCUGCUGCUGUGCACCAACCUGACGGACAGGCCGAGGUUUGGUGAGCUGCAGGGGAGGCUCACCAGUCUGACCAUCCACCACCAGAACAGAUACAUGGACUGCAGGGGCGGCCAUGCGGUGCUGGAUGACGGCCUGGAUAUGGGUUACGUGGAGGACGGGACGCCAUGCGGGCCCAACAUGAUGUGUUUGGAGCGCCGCUGCCUCCCCGUCACCACCUUCAACCUCAGCACCUGCCCCGGCUCCUCUGUGUCACACAUCUGCUCCCACCACGGGACUUGCAGCAACGAGGUGAGGUGUAUCUGUGAUGCCGACCACACCGGGAAGGACUGCAGCGUGUUCGACCCGAUUCCCAUCCCCACCCCGCCUGAGGGCCCCGUGUACAAAGAAACAACCGAAGAGGAAGAAAUGCAUGAGCCGUGUCUCUCUGCUGUCCUGUCUUCCUUACACUGUGUCCAGUCCGGCACGAGGAGACAAAACAAAGAUGUUUUCCACUUACGAUCCUUCAGACCUCUCCUGUUUCCUUUUCUGAUUUCAUUACCCCUGUCUCUGUUGGCUUCCUGAAAAGUCUCAUUAUUAAUAUUUUUAACUGAGCCCUGAGGACACGUUCCCACCGGAUCAGAAAGACUGUCAGUAAAUAUCUGGUCCCAAACAUGGUCCGUAUCUCCAGCCAUUUAAUUAGUUUUUUGCAUUUGUAUCCAGGACACACUCAACCCUUAACUGAAGUGUGUAUACUCAACAUCUUAAACUCCUCCUUCCUCUGGUUACAGCUGAUUUUCUGCCACAUUUACUUAAAGCACUUCCUAGUCGGGACUUUUUUUGGGAAGCUUUCCCUUUUAAUACAUAUUUAACCUCAUGAGGAAACAUAGAACAUUGAAGCUAAGAUAAAAAAAAAAUAAGACAUUUUAUCAGACCAGAUGAGGGUUAUUUUUGUGUGCUAGGCCAUUCCUUAGUCAUUCUUGUGCUGCCUUUCAUUAUCAAACAGUAGUCCAUACUAAAUCAAUGCUUCUACAUAAUAUGCAUUAAUGUAUGAAUGUAGUUCAGGCCUGCUAGGAAGCUAGUUGUGUCUCUGCACCGAUGACAUUUAAUUCGAUUUCAGUACACACCAAAUGUUUUAUCCUGCUGUAUGAUAUGUGAUCUCUACACAACCAAAAUGCAUAGAAGUAUGCUGGUGCUGAUGUACAUAGUGUAUCAUAGGGUGGACUCUUUGAGACAGCAGUGACUCACUGCCACUCUGAAUGAAGCACAAGCUUGGAGAGAAAAGACUCUUCCCGCCGCUCAGCGUCAAUCUGCUCAUUUUGAAGAUUCUGUCAGUGAGAGAGGAUCUGAAUUUUGCAGUUUAAAGAAGUCUGAACUAUAGGUUUCCAAAACUGGUGAAUGCAUGAUCACGAAGGUUUCUUAUUGCCUCUGAGAGAUUGUAAUUUAUGACCUGGAUCAGACUUCCAAGCUCUGAUUGAACACAGGAUGUCCCUCGAUUCAACGUUUGUACAUACAUUAUAAGGAUGUGCAUUCUAGCUGAGGUUAUAGUAAAGAAGAAAUCAAAAUAUGCUUUAUCUUUAAAGGGUGUCAGAUAGUUAAAUAGAUCCAUUAGAUAAGCAAUACAUAUAUAUUUCAAAUAACAUGUCAGAAGCAUGUUCUCCCUUUAGGAGAAAGAGUCAGCAGCUUUUAUGAGAAUCACUCUGUUAAUCCUCUCUGGAGAGUAUCAGGUUCACAAGAUGUCCUCCUCUGGUUGUUGUUAUAAAGAAGCUUUACUUCACUUAGGGCUGCUCAAUUAAUCAUAUUUUCAUCGCAAUUACGAUUUUGGCUUUCAACGAUUAGGAAAACAACAUAAUCGAAAUAAAACGAUUUUUUUUAAUUAUUUUUUUUAAUUAUUAUUAUUAUUUAUUUUUUUCAGUUGAAUUAUACUUAAAGUUCAGGGUAAUCAACUGUUAAAAACAUACUGUUCACAUUUUUCAAAGUAAAUGGAUAAUCGUUUUUAAUAAUCGUGAUAUCAAUUAUUGACCCAAAUAAUCGAGAUUAUGAUUUUUGCCAUAAUCGAGCAGCCCUAACUUCACUUAGUAACAACGAGGAACUGCGCAUUCGCACAGCCGCCACAAGAGAUGAUCUGAGUUACACUGCCAGUACAGUAGCAUUAAAGGAAUAUGUUGACGUGUUCUCUGCCUCUGAAAUUAGAAACAAUAAAAAACGAAAAGCUUAAUUACAUUCCUAUAUGAAUCAAGAGUGCAGUCAGUCAGAGAAAUUCGUUUUUGAAAAAAGAUGCUUACCUUAUUUUGACUGGUUAAAGAGGUUAAAAAUGCAAAUUGUCUCUGAAUUUUAAAAUGUCAACACUUUGAUUUGACUUUAAUUCCGUAUAAAUGCUGUAUAAAAUCAAAUACUCAAGGACAGACUUUUACAGGUCACACUGUGUUUACCGCCAUCACACAUUAAAGGUGGACUCAUCUAAGGAUAUUGACGCUAUAUUCACAGUCAACGUCGUUCAGUCCCAGGGAGGUAACCAGUAUUAGCUUAUAAUGUAAAUACUCAUAUUAUUGUAUAUUGAAAUGCAUAUUAAAAGAUAUCUUACAAACACUGACUGUGUUACAUUGGACGCAUGUCUGUUUCAAGAUGCAGCUUCAAAAAUAUAGUCCAUUUUUCUUUUAAUAAAUACUCUUCGAUGUA